CAAGUUGGUCUCCAAGCUAUCGUUUCUGUACUUGCAUAAAUCGGUAAAGACACAAACUGGAAACUGAAAAGAGAAUACUUCCAACAACUAUUUUGUAUCUUGGGACUAGCUUUUUAUGGGCUUGAAACUGUGAGGAAAUGGACCCAACAGCUUUCAUUGUGCGAGACCUCGACAAAGAGCUGCCUCAAGUGUCUAGGAAUAAUGAUACUGAAAAGAAGAGAGGACGCUCUUCAAGUGACCUUUCGAUGGGUUGGUUAUUACGUUUAUUCCGCUCAGAUUUUUUCGAUGCCUGGAUGGCGGUGACCUAUUUAUAUCGCUAUAGGAGCUCUAGAGGAGUUCAUGACUAUUUGUGUAAUGAAUUGUACAAACUAUCAGACGAAGACUUAGAAUUAUAUCUUCCGCAGCUAUGCAACUUGUUGGUUCAUCAUGCUCAAGAUUCUGUAGCACUUGAGAAGUUUGUUAUGGAUAAGUGCGCACAAUCUAUGCACUUUGCACUUCAGGUAUACUGGUUUUUGCAAGCUGCUUGCGAAGACUGUCAUAGAGAAAGGCUUCCAAGGGUUCAACAGUUGCGCACACUUUGUGAAACUGCUGCUGUAAACGGUUACUACCAGUCUACGUCUCUCCCAGCGCCUUACAACGAGGAGUCACUACUUACAAAGGAUUUGCAUCCCUCGUUGUCUGCAAACGAUAUCCUAAAGGGCACAACACGUUCACGUUCAAACUCGGAACCGGAACCCUUUCACAGAAGUAGAGUCAGUGAUAUAUCCAGUCUUGGUUCUUUCCAUUCUGAAGCCAGUCGCUCACUGAAUAGUUCUCCUCGUUUCAAGGAAAAGAAACACGAAGAGUUGUAUUUACGGCAAGAGAAUAUUUCGGGAGCCUCAUCAAGUUCCACUCCUGAAAAGAAAUCGAGUCAUUUGUCUGUUAUGAACCACUUUGGGAAUCGAACGAAGCCCCCGAAGAUGCCAAGCUCGGCUAAUCACCUCAACAGAGCUCAAGAUAGGAAGGAGGAAGAAAGCAGCUCAAUCGUUAAGGAUGACAUACAGUUGGAUGAAUUAAUAUCACAACAAAUGCGUGAACUUGUUGAGGACUUGUUGUAUAGAGUGGAAAGAAAUUUACUGUUGAAGCAAGAUUGGCUUGAGACGGGUUUCAUUUUGUCGGAAGAAUAUUUUGAAGCAGCUCUGAGUAUGAAUGACGCCCUUUCUCUUUGUAGAAAAGCAUCGGGUAUCAUCGAUAUCGGUGAAACCUCGCAUGAUGAGGAGGUUAGCAAUAUUAUUGAGUAUCAAAAGAUAGGGAUGGAAGAGCUAAAAGUGUCGAACUCUUUUGGAAUGGAAAAAGUGGAUGAUUCUUGUGUGAAGCCCAAUAAGGUGCUUGAUACGAGAAGUGAAUCAACCAAUCAACUGUCUCCUGAGCUCAAAGCUAUGUUGGCUUCGAAACAGGAAAGAUUCGACUAUUUCAAUGAUGGUCUUGUUUUUGUAAAACAGUUGGUCCGUCUCUCUUCAGCAGCAAGAGAUGCCCCUUCGGACAAAAGAUAUAGUUUCAUUCAGCGUGGAUUGGACCGUAUCAAUGAACUGUUCUUAAGACGCAUGUCUGGUUUGGAAUCACAUCCAUCACCCUUAAAGCCGCCACCUCAGCUUCCUUCCUUGGAAUGGCUUGCACAACAAGGAAGAGCAGUAGCAUUACGCAGUUUACAUCUUCCUAUUGCAAGAGCUGUUUCAAGAGUGCUACGUAUACUUCGUUUUGUUCCUGAAGAGACUAUCGUUUUUCCCACUCGAACUAGAGUUCCUUUCCUGGUAUUCGUUGAAGUGGUGGAGACCAAUAUGUUAUGUUGUAGUCAAUAUGUAUUUUUUGAACAUAUGCUUGUGGACGACUAUGAAGAGAAUGAUGACAAAGAUAUUGUAGCUGUAAUGGAAAGUCCACAUAUUGCAAGUCAUAUUGCAAGGAAAAGAACUUUGUCAAGUGAAGAAACGCCUCCUUCAUCAAAGGAAACAAGAAGUGGAAGUGUGGAAUCUUCAACGACACCGAGCAGUAAACAAAAGGAACAUGUACGAAACGCAGUUUAUGGGAAUUCUGUUACCGCAGUCAACAUGGAAGAGUAUGUAGAAAGUGGAAAGGAAGAUUUGGAAGAUCCAGAUUCUAUUAUUUCUCGUGAUGCCGCAUUGUUAGCUGUUUAUGGUGAAAUUUGGCACUGGAAAGCCGAAAGAAUCCGCAAAGCUUCUCCUUUUGGUCACUUUUCUGGUUGGAAGUUGGCAUCCUUCAUAGUAAAAGCUGGUGAUGAUCUUCGUCAAGAACAACUAGCAGUUCAGCUCAUUGCACAAUUUCGGAAUAUCUUUGUUGAAGAGGAUUUGGAAUUGUGGGUUCGACCUUUCACUGUGGUUUGUUUAAGUGCUGAUUCGGGUUUGGUUGAAACAUUGCCUGAUGCUGUGUCCUUGCAUGCCCUAAAGAAAAGAACUCCCAACUUUGUCACUCUUUUGGACUAUUUUGAAAGAGUUUACGGGGGAAAGGACAGCAAAAGAUUCAGAAGAGCUCAAAGAAACUUUGUAGAAAGUAUGGCUGGUUAUUCAUUGGUUUGCUAUCUUCUUCAAAUCAAAGAUCGACAUAAUGGAAAUAUUAUGUUGGAUUCACAAGGACGAGUCAUCCAUAUCGACUUUGGUUUCAUGUUGGGCAACUCUCCUGGUUCCAUUCGUUUUGAGUCUGCUCCAUUCAAGCUAACUGCGGAGUUUGUUGAUGUGAUGGGAGGUACUCAUAGUGAAGCAUUUCAGUAUUUUCGAGAACUGAUGGUGCAAGGUUUCUUAGCAGCUAGAAAGCAUCACGAAAAGUUAACAACUUUGGUUGAAAUCAUGAUCGAAGGAACAAAGAUUCCUUGUAUGCAUGGUGGCCAUAGUGUGUUGGAAUCCUUUCGACAAAGGUUUUGUUUGGGUUUGUUGGAAAAUGAAUGCAUUCAUCAUAUGUUAUCUUUGAUUGACGAAAGUGUGGAUAACUGGAGAACAAGACAAUAUGAUCGAUAUCAAUUUUACACCAAUGGUAUAUUAUAAGAUAUCAAUGAACGAAUGGAUUACUUU
This is a messenger RNA of Galdieria sulphuraria, 3059 nucleotides long. Its product is annotated as phosphatidylinositol 4-kinase. The record is from RefSeq and is a predicted model, not a curated record. Gene Ontology annotation, molecular function: 1-phosphatidylinositol 4-kinase activity. Gene Ontology annotation, cellular component: cytoplasm; membrane. The transcript has 5 exons. Bases 138 to 3032 code for a protein of 964 amino acids. Gene Ontology annotation, biological process: phosphatidylinositol-mediated signaling; phosphatidylinositol phosphate biosynthetic process. Lineage: Eukaryota; Rhodophyta; Bangiophyceae; Galdieriales; Galdieriaceae.